AUGGAAAGGGGCUUGAGACAAGGUGACCCGCUCUUUCCGUUCUUGUUUGUGCUGGUUGUGGAUGUUCUGCAUAGAAUGGUUGGUGAGGCAGUUAGGAAUGGCCGCAUUUCUCCUUUGGUGGUUGGUCGAGACAGGGUGGAGCUAUCACACCUUCAGUUUGCUGAUGACACCAUUCUGUUUUGUCCACCAGAUGAUGAGACUAUGCAGAAUUACAAGCGGCUGCUGCGUUGGUUUGAGUUAAUGUCAGGGCUCAGUAUCAACUUCGACAAGUCCAGUUUGAUUCCACUCAAUUGUGAAGAGCAGUGGGUACAGCGUAUGUGUAGGUUGUGGGGUUGCAAGGAAGAUACCCUCCCUGUAAAAUACCUUAGAGUCCCUUUAGGAGCUAAUCCGAGGUUGAUUAAGACCCGGAAGCCUAUCAUUGAUAAGGUGGAGGAGAAACUAAACCUCUGGAAAGCUAAGGUGCUAAACAAAGCGGGAAAGCUGGUGCUUAUAAAAUCUGUCAUGAAUAGUUUGUCAGUGUAUUAUCUGAGCUUAUACAAGAUGCCAAAGGCAGUUGCUGAGAAGUUGAUUUCCUUGCAGAGAAUAUUUUUGUGGAGUAAGGAGGACGGGAGGCAGGGCAUGGCAUUGGUGAAAUGGGAGUUGGUGCAGGCCCCUAAGAAAUUCGGUGGGCUGGGAGUUGGAGAUGCUAUGAUUCGGAACGCCUCACUGUUGUUCAAGUGGUGGUGGCGUUUUGUGAAGGAAGAUUGCCCAUUGUGGAAGAAGGUGGUCUACUCAUGUAAUAAUUUGAGGCCGAAUGAGUUACUAUCCACUCAAGUGCUGCCUAUUAGAGGAGGCCCAUGGAAGGAUAUUUGCCAUAUAGAAUUCAAGGAGCAGCAUCUGAGGGAUAGGAUGAUUACAAGUUUGGCCAUAGAGAUCGGUGACGGCCGAAUGACUCGGUUUUGGGAGGAUGUUUGGUUGCAUUGUGGUUCUUUGAAAGAUCGAUUUCCCAGGUUCUUCUCUGUUUCAAACCAAUGUAGUUUGGCUAUUGGGGAUUGUGCUACAAGAAGGAAUGCUAUCAGAGGAUGUAACCAGCUACAGCUUCACGAAGACCAUCUGGAAAUGCUUGGUUCCACCAAGAGUGGAGUUGUUUGCUUGGUUUGUCCUGGUGUGGAGUGCAUGGAUAUCUGUGCUUGGCCGGGCCUGGAUUUUCCCGGAGUUACUGAAGGACCAUUUCCUGAGUUGGACAGAUGA
Molecule: messenger RNA, 1230 nt
Organism: Arachis ipaensis
Lineage: Eukaryota; Viridiplantae; Streptophyta; Magnoliopsida; Fabales; Fabaceae
Source: RefSeq, a predicted model, not a curated record